Molecule: messenger RNA, 4568 nt
Organism: Anoplopoma fimbria (sablefish)
Lineage: Eukaryota; Metazoa; Chordata; Actinopteri; Perciformes; Anoplopomatidae
Gene: slc38a10
Product: solute carrier family 38 member 10
Exons: 17
Coding region: 318-3602 (1094 amino acids)
Biological process (GO): amino acid transmembrane transport
Molecular function (GO): amino acid transmembrane transporter activity
Source: RefSeq, a predicted model, not a curated record
ACUUCCUGGUUACGCGCUCGGUGGAAAAAAGCUGGAUUUGUCUGUUUUUAAAGAGUUUCCGUUAACCUGUUGCUUUUACACUCACGAACACCCAACUUUCCCCGAUAAAUGGUCGUUUGAUGAGAGGAAACCGUCUGUGAUGCCGUAAACGGGACAGGCACGCAGUGAGGCGCAGAUACACGUGAGUCAAGAGCGCCACGUCAUUGAUCGGCGGAAGAGUCAGAAACACGCACCCAGAAAAUAGUCCCGAGUCCCCGCUCCGGACUGCACACAAGACCUCGUCUGUUUGACAUUUCACCUCCCAGUAAGCGGUGACCAUGACGGCGUCUAACUGGGGUCUCAUCAUGAACGUGGUGAACAGCAUCGUUGGAGUCAGUGUCCUCACCAUGCCCUUCUGCUUCAAACAGUGUGGGAUAGUGCUGGGAACUCUCCUGUUGUUCUUCUGUUCGUGGAUGACCCACAAGUCUUGUAUGUUCCUGGUCAACACAGCGAGCAGCACCAAAAGAAGGACCUAUGCAGGAUUGGCUUUCCAUGCUUACGGGAAACCAGGAAAAACAGUGGUGGAGAUGAGUAUGAUCGGUUUGAUGCUGGGGACCUGUAUUGCCUUCUACGUUGUGAUAGCUGAUCUGGGCUCGAAUUUCUUCGCUCAGCUGUUGGGUUUACAGGUGACUGGCGGUUUUCGCGUGCUGCUGCUGAUCGCCGUGUCUCUGUUCAUCGUCCUCCCUCUGAGUCUGCAGAGGAACAUGAUGUCCUCCAUCCAGUCCUUCUCCGCCAUGGCUCUCAUGUUCUACACCCUCUUCAUGUUCACGAUGGUGCUGUCGUCGUUCAAACACGGGCUGCUCGGCGGCUGGUGGCUAGGGCAGGUCUGUUUGGUGCGCUGGGAGGGUGUGUUUCGCUGUCUCCCCAUCUGUGGGAUGGCCUUCGCCUGUCAGUCGCAGGUGCUCCCGACUUACGACAGCCUUGACGAGCCGUCCGUCAAACGCAUGAGCACCAUCUUCACCUCGAGCCUCAACGUAGUCACCAUCUUCUACAUCACUGUGGGUUUCUUUGGCUACGUCAGUUUCACAGAGAACAUCGCAGGCAACGUGCUGAUGAACUUCCCGUCCAACCUGGUCACAGAGAUGAUUCGUGUGGGCUUUAUGAUGUCCGUGGCCGUAGGAUUCCCCAUGAUGAUCCUGCCCUGCCGCCAGGCCAUCAACACCAUGCUUUUUGAGCAGCAGCAGAAGGACGGGACGUUUGCUGCCGGGGGAUACAUGCCUCCUCUGCGCUUUAAGAUGAUCACCCUCUGCAUUGUGUUUGGCACCAUGCUGGGAGGCAUUCUCAUCCCAAAUGUGGAAACCAUUCUGGGUCUGACUGGAGCCACUAUGGGCAGCCUCAUCUGCUUCAUAUGCCCUGCUCUCAUCUACAGGAAGAUCCAGAAAAAUGGCUUCAUUUCACAGCUGGUGCUUUGCGUUGGUCUGGGCAUCCUACUGGUCAGCACCUUUACCACCCUCUCAAUUUCGGCCACAAGCCCCCGCACCAAUGUCCAAGCUCCUCCACCUCCAGCAUCUGUCAAGCACAACCAGCUGCUUCCAGACCUCCCUGAACUGAACGGUAAAGAUCAUGACAACCCUCCAAACAAGAAGCCAGUGGAGAUAGAAAAACCUGACCUUCCAGCUGUGGAGGUGGUACAACCAGUCGAGAGGGACCCGCCUGAGCCCCCCCAGAUUAAAGGACCAGUGGAACUACCUGAGAGGAAGAAGGAGGAAGAGGCCCAGUUGGACCGCCCUGGUGCCGGUGUUGCGGUGCCAGAGGGCGAGGCCCAUCGGCAUGAACCACCCAUCCCUCAUGACGCGGUCCAUGUGGACACAAGAAAGAACAACGCAGAGCUGGCGGAAGAUAAGAAACAACCCGAUGAACCUAAAAGAGACGAGGAGCAAGGUUUAGGGCACGCUGUGGUGGAAGACGGCAACAAAGACAACAAGGCUGAAGAGAAUCCAAAGCCUGCUGUGGCUGUUGUGGGGAAAGAGGAGGUGGAUUUGGGUGGAGGUGAAGUCCGGUCCAAUGAAGUGGUGGAGAACCCGGGUGCAGAGGCAGACAAAAAGCAGGACAUUCCCCUCCUAAAGCAAGUUGAGAACCUGGAUCCGAUGAAAGAUCCUCUUGCAGGGAAUGUAGCUGAGGUGGUAAAUCCAGUGGGCAAAGCUCCAGAUGCUGCAGGGAAACCUCCGCUUCCUGAAGGAGAGAAUCAUCUUACUGGAGAUGGAGCUGCCGCUGCAGACAGCAAAGACACAGCGGAUGAGAAGAUGGACGAAGGCCAGCUGGACCACGCAGUGCUACUGCAGGUGAUCAAGCAGCAGCAAGAGCAACAGAAGAGACUUCUUGACCAGCAGGAUAAACUACUGGAUUUAAUAGAAGAGCAACACAAGGAAAUUCACCAGAAACAACCUGCUGGGGCUGCUGACGGUGAGCCAGAGAAGGGCAUCCAGGAGGGAAUGGAAGGUGCAGCUGGAGCUGGAGCUGGAGCAGGAGCAGGAGCUGCAGCAGGAGCAGGAGCUGCAGCAGGAGCAGGAGCAGGAGCAGGAGCAGGAGCUGGAGCUGGAGCUGGAGCUGGAGCUGUAGAUGCAGCUGACACUGGAUCUAGAGUAGAGGAGCCUCAGGCCGUGGUCCACAAUCAAGCACAGGCCAGGGAUAAGGUUGCAGAGGUAGGGGCUCCAAAAGAAGGUGUUCAAGCAGCUUACAAGGAGGAUGGCCAUGUUGCACUUGGAGGAGAAUCCCAUAAGCAGAGUGAGCUAGGGGCUAGGGGCGUGCCAUUGGUAAAGAAAAGACCUGAUAACCGUCAGCCAGUACCUCAAAAUGAUCAGGUAGCUCAACCUAAAGAUGAUGAAGCAAGUAUAGAUAAGGUAAAGAAGGAAACUGAAUAUCUUAAACAAGUACAGAAAGAGAAAGGGGUUAAGGCAAGAGAGGAAAAAGAACAGCGUGAUCGCGAGAUAAAGGAGAAGCUGGCCAAAGAGCAGGAGCUGGAGAUAGAGAGAGCCGUAAAGGAUAAAAUCGCAAAGGAAAAGGCUGAAGAAGAGAGACUUCAGCGGGAGAUGGAGAAAACAGACAAUGAAAUACUUGAGAGAGUGAAAAAAGAGGAGGAGGAGGAGGAGAAGAAGAAGAAGAAGAAUGAAGAGGCUCAGGAGAGGCUGGCGCAGCAGGAGCGAGCUAAAGAAGAAGACAGACAGGCUGCACAGGGGGCUGAGAGAGAAGAUGGUGAAGCUUUGAAGAAAGGAGGACGAGACCUCAAAGAGAAUGCUGCUGCUCGGGCGGACCCCGGAGAAGGUGUGGAAGACGGGGCCGUCAAAGCCGAGGCUCACCCCCAGGGCUUCCACGGGAAGAUCGGGGACCAGGGAGAAACGGAUCUAAGACGGAGGCGUAGGGCACUGGGACCGAGAGUAGCCGGAGGGCCCCCGGAGGAGACGGGGGUGUCCAGGGGGAUGCCGGGUCUGGAGCCCCUGCUGGAGCUGGGGGGCUCCGACCUGCACGCGGCCCUGGAGGAGCAGCUUCUGGCUGGGGCGAUGGUGCACACGCGGCAGAUUAAACAGGCCCCAGAGGAGGAUGAUGGGCGAAAUAACACACAUUAGACAACACGCACAUACAUUCUCACUCAAUGAUUGGAAGUUCAACUCCUACUGUACUCCUGCAGAAAACUUCUAAUACUGUGGACUUCUAUGUCGUUGCCUUACAUUCUUUUUUGCCUUCAGAAAUGAUAUGGACAAAGAGGACCACUUUCUCUUUCUUGAUACUCUAGAAUAAACCCAAAGUCUUUUAUUAAAGAGCAAAUGUGUGAUGUAAAUAUUAACUUAUUUUUGUCUCGAGGGAGGAGAAUUUUGAAGAGGUAACUGUUAAAAUGUAUAUAAAUCUAUGCAAUACCUUUCUUUAUAGUGUUUAUACGGGGUGGAUGUAUUAAUGUUUGUGUAUAUGAGUCACUUUUCAUUCACCAGCUUAGAGGAGUCUGCCUCUCUGUAGGAUCUGUUUGUGCUUUAUUGUCUUCUGUGCUGGUUUUCUGUCAAGUCUGGUUAGUAUUUAUCUUUUACUUUGAUAUGUAUAUAUAAUAUAACUGGGUGUAUGUACCACAUAUUGGAUGUAAUGUGGGUUCAGAGGCCUUUUGUAAGAGCCGUUUCACUAUGCUUUCAAAUGAAAGUAACGGUAUUCAGCCUCAUGCUGGAGCUACAAGGUUUAUAGUGAAGGCUUAUUGUUUGAUAACCUGUGGACAAUGAAGCAGCUGGAACCAUGACUCGAGUUAUCAAUCAUUCCAUUUUGGAUAUAUGUUUCCUGUUGAUUUAUUAGUGCCUUCCAAUCCCUAUGCUGCUGUUAUCUCAAAACAAAAUGUGGUAUUUUUCUUUUUGCUUCUACUCUUACUGUGAGUACAGUAAUUAUGAAAAUGUGUACGUUGUGUUAAGGACAGUGGAAAGAAAUAUGGAAUAUGUCUGUAGUGUUUCUUUGUUAUCCAACUUUUCUGAAAAAGAAGCUAUUUUUCUAUUUUCUCUAUGUGCAUUGUAUUUCUGUACUUUUUGCUGAUAAGAAUGAAUAAAAAAACAUCUCUAUUA